UUGUCAACGCGUUUGCCAAGGCUACAGAUAUUCUUGGUUAUGAAUCAUUGCCCACAACACAAAGAAAUUGUCAUCAUCUUCGGUUCUAGCUUCCCUUGUAUUUUGUAUUUUCCGCGAAAGAAUUCUCUUCGUCCAACCCCUGCAAACAUACUGAAUUCCAUUUUCUCACUUGUCUCUUUCUCUUCAAUUCCAGCGCGCCAUGAAAAGAGAAAGGCGAGGAAGACAACCCCACCAUCACCCAAUCGACGACGGGAGAAGGAUAAUCAAACAUUUUCAUGAUCAUAACCAAGAACAAGUUGAGCAACAACCGGACCUCAAAAACCCACAUUCAAUGCCUUCCACAUCUCAAUUUGAACCCGCUGAGUCGUCGAGGCCGCCUCAGAAUCGCGGGAGCUCGAAGUGGGUUUCACGAAAUCGGCGUGGCAGUGGUGGUUUCAGACCUCGGUUUGUUGAAAUGGGAAAACAGAAUUGUAACAGGGAAGCGAAGGGGAAGGAAGGGCAAGAAAAACGGUUGGACUCGGAUGAAGAUAUAAGUGGAUUGGGUUCUUUGAGAGAUGAGAAAGCGUGUGAAGAAGGAGGAAAUCGAGGUGGGGUUGAGUCCGGGUUGAAAGGUGAUUCAAACGGAGAGAUGACAGAGGGGUCUGAUUCGGUUAAGGGUUUGGAUGAUAUAGGAAGCAGGUUAAAAGGGUUGCAGCUGGGAGCAGAAGAACCCGAGUUAUUGGAGGAGCUGCUGAGAAUCAAUGACCAAUUGCAGGAAGACGAGUUAGUUGCUAUGGAGUCAAUUUAUGGAGAUAAUAUGUUCAUUCUUUGCAAACAAGGAGACCUGCGAUCUUUUCAGAUUCAUAUACAAGUUGAAGCCCCCAGCGAUCUUACCAUCUCCACAAAACUAACAACCUAUGAUGAUCUUGAGACCAAAACUGACAGUUCAUCCAACUUCUCAUACUCUUUCAAAGUUCAAUAUCUUCCCCCAAUUGUUUUGACAUGUUUAUUACCCAAGUCAUACCCAAGCCAUCUCCCUCCUUAUUUUACCAUCUCAGUUCAGUGGAUGGAUUCUUGGAAAAUCUCUGAACUUUGCUCUGUGCUGGAUUCAGUAUGGAAAGAACAACCAGGACAAGAGGUUAUAUACCGUUGGGUGGAAUGGCUACAAGGUUCUUGUCUUUCUUAUCUUGGUUUUGAUAAAGAAAUUGUUCUUGGUCCUUAUGGUUCAAGAUAUUCUGGAGAUAGGCGUGCAAUUUCAGGAAGCAUCUCACCAGAUGUUGAUGUUCCUUCAAUGAAGAGUUACAAUGAUAAGCAGAACUACAAGAACUUCCUCAGAAACCUUCAUGAAUGCUGCAUCUGUUUUAGUGAAUUUGCAGGCUCAGAGUUUAUUAGAUUGCCUUGUGAGCAUUUCUUUUGUUGGAAAUGCAUGAAAACGUACUCUGACAUGCAUGUAAAGGAAGGAACAAUAAGCAAACUUCUGUGCCCUACUGCAAAAUGUGGAGGCAUGGUCCCACCAGGUUUGCUGAAACGAUUGCUUGGUGAUGAAAAGUUUGAACGUUGGGAGUCACUAAUGCUACAGAAAACACUAGAGUCUAUGACAGACGUAACCUAUUGUCCAAGAUGUGAAACAGCUUGCAUAGAAGAUGAGGACCACCAUGCACAGUGCUCAAACUGUUUAUUUAGCUUUUGUACACUUUGCAGAGGGCGACGCCAUGUUGGAGUCAAAUGUUUGACACCAGAAAUGAGGCUUCGUAUUUUGCAGGGGCGACAGAAUUCAUCUCAACUGAAGGAUGAUCAGAAGCGUCGUGAGGGUGAAAUGAUCAAUGAGUUCCUUAGUGUUAGAGAAAUACUUCGUGAUGCCAAACAGUGCCCAUCAUGCAAGAUAGCAAUCUCAAGAACUGAAGGCUGCAACAAAAUGGUAUGCCAAAACUGUGGAGAGUAUUUCUGCUAUCUUUGUAACAAGGCAAUCAGUGGAUAUGAACACUUCAGGGAGGGGGCAUGUGAACUUUUCCCACAAGAAAUGAUUCAGAACUGGGAGCAGCAGAUUAAUGAUCGUCAAGAGAUAGGUCUGGCUAGACCUGAACUGGUUGCUGAUCGGGGUCAUUCAUGCCCUAUUUGUGGUCAAAUCAAUGUAAAGGCUGGAAAUAACAAUCACAUCUUCUGUUGGGCAUGCCAAAACCAUUACUGCUACUUGUGUAGAAAGAUAGUCAGGCGCAGCUCGCAGCAUUUUGGACCAAAGGGUUGCAAGCAGCACACAGCCGAAUAGUUGGUUUCACGACAACGCGAGUCUGAAAAACAUUCAAAACCAACGAAUACCGAAGCAGAUGCAUCAUGCAUUCAAGCAGCCUAGCUAGGCCAAGCAACAUCUCAAUUCGGUUGAGCUUGGGUUGGGCCAUUGCUUGAGAGCGCAGUCUUCUGCAUGAGGUUUGAAUUUGGGAGUUGGAUUAUGUGCAGAGGAGAAAUAAGUUUGAAUUUUUGUUUGGAGUUGGAGAAAGGAUCAAGAAAUUUGAUCCGUUGUGUAUGCUCACCAACUUAUUCAGGGUCUUUACGAUGUUUUACAGUUAUUUCCUUUUAUUUCUUUAACUGUCGUACAAAUAAUACCACAUAAAUAUAUGUGUGUGUUUAUAUUGGAAGACA
Molecule: messenger RNA, 2616 nt
Organism: Diospyros lotus (date-plum)
Lineage: Eukaryota; Viridiplantae; Streptophyta; Magnoliopsida; Ericales; Ebenaceae
Exons: 7
Coding region: 200-2245 (681 amino acids)
Biological process (GO): protein polyubiquitination; positive regulation of proteasomal ubiquitin-dependent protein catabolic process; ubiquitin-dependent protein catabolic process
Cellular component (GO): ubiquitin ligase complex; cytoplasm
Molecular function (GO): ubiquitin conjugating enzyme binding; ubiquitin protein ligase activity; zinc ion binding
Source: RefSeq, a predicted model, not a curated record